AUGGACAAUCAGGAUCGACAAGAACUUAGUCUCUAUAGUAAACUACCCGACAAUGUGCGCAAGAGUGCAGGGAUUCAGGACAGCCUUGUUGGGGCAUCUAUGAAAGGCACACAGGCAUUACAAGCAUUUGUUCCUAAAUACGUUGAAAAUGCAAUCGUGGAAGGUUUUGACAAGGAAGAAGUCUACAAAACGAAGGUGAAGAACAAAGCGGUCAUGCUUGACAACCCUCCCAGUAAAGCGACAAACGAAGUUAGAGAGAAGCAGAAGCAACGACGGAGAGCCAACAAGUCAAAGGCAUUGACAGCAAAAGAGAAGAGGGCUUUUGAGGUGUAUCACAUUCCUGUGGAGGCGAGAAAAUAUGAAUCUUUUCUUCCCUUGCAUGAUUUAUGGAAGGGUUACAUGGAGGAACUCUUUGGACCAAGCAAUCCUGUCGCGUUUACUCAAAAACUUCUCAAGGCUGAUUUCCACGGAGCAAUCAUCACUGUUGCACAAUCAAAAUGCCCUACGUAUGUUGGUGCAAGUGGUAUUGUUGCUCAAGAAACCGAAAACGUUUUCAAAAUUAUCACUGCGGCCGAUGCGCUUCGAGUGAUCCCUAAGACCAACAACGUAUUUACUGUUCGUAUCCGUAAUUCAGUUUUUACAGUGCAUGGAAACCAGUUCCGGUAUAGAGCAUCGCAUCGAAGCUCCAAGAAGUUCAAAUCAAAACCUACGAUUGAUCUUUGA
Molecule: messenger RNA, 723 nt
Organism: Lobosporangium transversale
Lineage: Eukaryota; Fungi; Mortierellomycota; Mortierellomycetes; Mortierellales; Mortierellaceae
Product: processing of precursor 4, ribonuclease P/MRP subunit
Exons: 5
Coding region: 1-723 (240 amino acids)
Biological process (GO): rRNA processing; tRNA 5'-leader removal
Cellular component (GO): ribonuclease MRP complex; ribonuclease P complex
Molecular function (GO): ribonuclease P RNA binding
Source: RefSeq, a predicted model, not a curated record